UUUUUUUUUUUUUUGGGUACCCCUUCUUCUUCAGGAGAAGAAUCCCUCGUUUUCUUUUCUUCCUUGCAUCAACCAGAACCGGAACCAGGGCGGAAUUACGAGAUCACCCCUUAUUUUCUCUCCUCUUUACGGUUUCGGUUGUGCCGGUUUGGGAGCCCGCAAGAGAAUUCGGAUGGAUUCGGAGGACGAAUUCGACAUGCACGAUGCUAACGACGACGAGGACGACAAUGAUGACCACUUCUACAGCGGCGGUGACGAUGACGCCGCCGCCGCCGGAUUGGACAGCGACGACGCCGACAUCGCCGAUUACGAGUUCAUCGACAACGACUCCGAUGAUUCCGAUGAUGUCGUUUCCCAUCGCCACCAGCAAAACUAUACCAUCUUGACCGAAGCGGAUAUUUGUCAGCGUCAAGAGGAUGAUAUUAUGAGGAUUUCUACUGUGCUUUCUAUUUCAAAGGUUGCGGCUAGCAUAUUGCUCCGCUACUAUAACUGGAGUGUCAGUAAAGUGCAUGAUGAGUGGUUUGCCGAUGAGGAAAAGGUUUGCAAGGCUGUUGGCUUUCUGGAAAAACCAGUUGUUGAAUAUCCAAAUGCCACUGAAUUGACUUGUGGGAUUUGUUUUGAAGCCUAUCCUCGUGAUAAGAUUCAUACUGCUGUUUGUGGUCAUCCUUUCUGUGAUACAUGUUGGGGAGGAUAUAUAAGUACGGCCAUUAAUGAUGGUCCUGGCUGUUUGAUGUUGCGAUGCCCUGAUCCAUCUUGUUCUGCUGCUAUCGGUCAAGAUAUGAUUUAUAAACUGGCAUCUGGUGAAGAGAGGGGGAAAUAUUCUCGUUACUUCAUUAGAUCUUAUGUUGAAGACAACAGAAAGACAAAAUGGUGUCCGGCGCCAGGCUGUGAUUAUGCUGUAGACUUUGUUGUUGGCAGUGGAAGUUUUGAUGUUACUUGUCGGUGCUCAUAUAGCUUUUGCUGGAACUGUACUGAGGAAGCGCACCGUCCAGUUGAUUGUGGCACUGUUGCCAAAUGGAUUUUGAAGAAUAGUGCUGAAUCUGAAAACAUGAAUUGGAUAUUGGCCAACUCAAAACCCUGUCCGAAAUGCAAACGGCCUAUUGAGAAAAACCAAGGGUGUAUGCAUAUUACGUGCACUCCACCUUGUAAAUUUGAAUUUUGUUGGCUUUGCCUUGGUGCUUGGUCGGACCAUGGUGAAAGGACUGGUGGUUUUUAUGCAUGCAAUCGUUAUGAAACAGCAAAGCAAGAGGGAGUGUAUGAUGAGGCGGAGAAAAGAAGAGAGAUGGCCAAGAAUUCUCUUGAGAGGUAUACUCAUUAUUAUGAAAGAUGGGCGACCAACCAGUCGUCUAGACAGAAAGCGCUUGCAGAUUUACAGCAAAUGCAAAACGUGCAUCUUGAGAAGCUGAGUGACAUACAAUGCCAACCCGAAUCACAGCUGAAGUUCAUAACGGAGGCCUGGCUUCAGAUAGUUGAAUGCAGGCGAGUUCUGAAAUGGACGUAUGCAUAUGGAUACUACUUACCAGAGCAUGAACAUGCCAAGAGACAGUUCUUUGAGUACUUGCAAGGUGAAGCUGAGUCUGGUUUGGAAAGACUUCAUCAAUGUGCAGAAAAGGAGCUACAAGUUUAUCUCAAUGCAGACGGCCAAUCCAAAGAUUUCAAUGAGUUCCGCACAAAACUUGCUGGACUCACCAGUGUGACCCGCAACUAUUUUGAAAAUUUAGUACGAGCUCUUGAGAAUGGCCUCUCUGAUGUGGACUCCCAUGGUGCCUGUAGCAGGAUGGCAAGCUCAAAGAGCUUGGGAGGUACAAGCAGUAAAGGGAGAAGUGGGAGAGGCAAGGCUUCAGCUUCCAGAUCAAGCAGUUCCAGUAGAACUAUUGACGACUCUGACCACUGGUCUUGCGAACAUUGCACCUUUGCUAAUUUCAAGUCGUCCACUGUCUGCCAGGCUUGUAAUCAUCGCCGAUAAGUCUGUUUUCCUGCACACAUUGACCACAUUGGUUGGCCUUGCUUUUCGUCUUUGCUGGUUAAUUGUGGUGGAGAACUACUCCUAGAGGGUUGUUGGAGGAGGAAAGUGGUUCGCAUUCUUGCCCGUCUCCAAAGUUGUGCAGACAAAAAGAGAGCAUUGUGGAGAUAUGCAGGUGAAAGGAAAGGAGAACCAGAUUUUAGUCUGUAGUUCUUGUUAUUAUUGGAAUAUGAGCUUCUGUAUAUAGUUGGCGCUGUUUGUCCAACGCAUUUGUGGCUGUCUAGAUCCAUGCAAAGGCAGUCGCCUUUAUUUUAAUUUGUCAAUUGUUUAGCAACUGUUAAACUAUAGCAAGCUUGGAGCAUAUUCAGGCGGAUAUAACUAUAUAAGAAAUACAAACUAUUUUGGGGGCAAUAAGCUGAAUCGGCCUCUGUAUUAAUACAAUAAAUUAUGUACUAAUAUUUCUUUAUUGCUCUGUGGUACUGGUAUGCAAGAGGGUUUUUAGG
This is a messenger RNA of Morus notabilis, 2466 nucleotides long. Its product is annotated as probable E3 ubiquitin-protein ligase ARI8. Gene Ontology annotation, molecular function: ubiquitin protein ligase activity; ubiquitin conjugating enzyme binding; zinc ion binding. The record is from RefSeq and is a predicted model, not a curated record. Gene Ontology annotation, cellular component: ubiquitin ligase complex; cytoplasm. The transcript is spliced from 16 exons. Lineage: Eukaryota; Viridiplantae; Streptophyta; Magnoliopsida; Rosales; Moraceae. Gene Ontology annotation, biological process: protein polyubiquitination; positive regulation of proteasomal ubiquitin-dependent protein catabolic process; ubiquitin-dependent protein catabolic process. Bases 173 to 1966 code for a protein of 597 amino acids.